UCGCGGUUCCGCCUUUUAGUGAGCUCGCUAAAAAUACGUGAAUGACAACCAACUCACGCCGUCAUUGAUGAUAUCUGGCCCACAAGUUGCAUGUUAUCAACUCGACUCGAUCAUGAUGAUUUGCACAUUCAAUCGCCGUUUUAUAACCUCAUCGUGAUUAUAAGACUCAAUGGUUUUCUCCCCUAAUGAAACGCUCAUCAUUAUCCAUGAAUGACCCAUCAUGGCUUGCUCUGGUCCCUGACGUCUUGCUGUUUAUGGUAUUGACUUACACGUCUAUGUUGUCAUCAUGAGUAGCCCAUCCGUCAUGACUGUAUCAACGACGUCACAGACAGAGACAGUAGAAAACAAACAGAAGAGAGAAAUCCAUUCUCUUCACCAAACAUUGUCCAAUUGAUCUCAUUCUGUUGCUCUACAACACAUCAAUUCUAAACACCCUAAUAUCACAUCUUAAAAGCACCAUCAAAAUGAAGGCAGUUUUCGGUGCUGGCCAACAAGGUUCCGCUGCAGUUCCUAUCAUUUCAGGCGUAGCAGCUCUCGGUGCAGGUGUCUACUAUCUAGGCAGAUCCAAGCCCGAAACCACACCUGAGCAAGAUCGCAGGGGUCGCGCGGAGGCCAAAAAGGCCGAAGGACUCAGCGGCGCCGGCAUUGGAGGAAAUGCCGUCACAGGCGGCCACGAGCUUAGCCACGCCAACUCGAACCGCAAAGAGGGCACGACAGCACCUCCCGAGAAGCUUCCCAGCGGUGGAGUAGGCGGCGGAGUUGGCGGUGGCGGUUCCAACGUUCGAACUUCAGUUGAGAUGUCUGCCAAGGACCAGCCCGGUACAUCGAGCACUUCUCAUGGCAGUGGAAUGCUAGGUGGUUUGUUUGGCACUGGAGGAUCUAAAGCUGGUGAUGGGUCUGGAAAGGAGGCCAAGGAUACGAGAGUGGCUAGCAACUACGAUGGCACGCCAACCAAGAGAGACGCGACGAAGCACGACCAACACCAGCCAAGAGUGGACAAAUCAGGUGGUGGCGACGACAGCAAUAACAAGGGUGGCAGCAGCAGUAGCAGCAAGAAUAGCAAUGACCAGUCAGCUCGGCAGUCAUUCCAGGGCGCUUUUGGGCAGGGAGGAGGUGAUGUCGCUGAGCGCGGUGAUCAGAGCCAAGGGUUCCGUGAUCCCCGAGUUGCUAGCAAUCACGCCGAGACGACGACCAAGAAGCAUGCCAACUAGGAAGAGAUUCUCAAGUAAUCAUAGCAGGAGUUUCUUAAAAAUGAGCAAGUUUUACCGAGUUGCCUCGUCGACAUAAUCUCCUGAAAGUCAAGGAUGUCAAAUCUAGAAUCCGUUCGUGAAACAAGCACAUUUAGUGAGACCUAGCAACGCCAUGAUAUCGUGCCUAGUAACAUAAUCCAAUCUCCC
Molecule: messenger RNA, 1397 nt
Organism: Fusarium odoratissimum NRRL 54006
Lineage: Eukaryota; Fungi; Ascomycota; Sordariomycetes; Hypocreales; Nectriaceae
Exons: 2
Coding region: 465-1211 (248 amino acids)
Source: RefSeq, a predicted model, not a curated record